CUGCAAGAUCGCAGAGGUGGCGCGCAGCCUGCCGAGCCCAUGACGGACCCCUGCCUCCUGCCUUCAAUGCCUCAGCAGAAGACCCCCAAAGGCUGGAGAGAGGAGGGCUGCGGCUGGACAUCCUCCCGGCGACGCUGCUCGGACCUGGUGCUCCUGGUGGAUGAGACCGGCGACUGAGCAAGCCCCUGCCGCCGCCUUCGCUGUCGCCCUCCCAGUUGUUGCCGUCGGUCCGGACCAGUCCCCGCCUUGCGCCUUCUGCCGCCGGGUCCAGAUCGGGUCCCGGCUUUGGGCGCCCCGGGGCUCGCCCCGCGCCUGCCGCCGCCCGCGCGCCGACUGCCCGCCGCGUCCUCCUGACAGCUGCGGCGGCGGCGAUGAUGCAGAGGAGGAGGGUGCUGCCGGCGGCGGUGCUGAUGGUGGCGGUCGGCGCCCGGGUGUGAUGAGAGCGUCAUGGUGGAGACGCUGGCUUCGAGGCGGUGAGAGAGCAAAGGAGGGCGAGAGCCAGCCAAGGGCGGAAGACAGAACAGUUCCGAUCGCGAUCGCUUUCUUUCCUCUCUCGCUUUCCCCCCACUGUAUUUUGCCCGUGGUUUGCAUAUUUAAAAUCUCUGGACUCCAUCCUCUCCCUACCCACGAAGUCUCCCCGUUUCUAAAUGGAAUUAGUGGAGAUCGGAGCCUCUGGUGUAACGCACAGACAUGAUCUAUGGACGCAGUUUGUUUCACAUUAUAGCAAGUUUAAUCAUCCUCCAUUCCUCUGGAGCUACCAAGAAAGGAACAGAAAAACAAAUCACCUCGGAAACACAGAAGUCAGUGCAGUGUGGAACUUGGACAAAGCAUGCAGAGGGGGGUGUCUUUACCUCUCCCAAUUACCCCAGCAAGUACCCCCCUGACCGAGAGUGUGUCUACAUCAUAGAAGCUGCCCCAAGGCAGUGCAUUGAACUCUACUUUGAUGAAAAAUACUCAAUUGAACCAUCUUGGGAGUGCAAAUUUGAUCAUAUUGAAGUUCGAGAUGGACCUUUUGGCUUUUCUCCAAUAAUCGGAAGGUUUUGUGGACAACAGAAUCCACCUGUAAUAAAAUCUAGUGGAAGAUUUCUGUGGAUUAAAUUUUUUGCUGAUGGCGAGCUGGAGUCUAUGGGAUUUUCAGCACGAUAUAAUUUCACACCUGAUCCUGACUUUAAGGACCUUGGAGUUUUGAAACCAUUGCCAGCCUGUGAGUUUGAGAUGGGCGGUCCUGAAGGAAUUGUGGAGUCCAUACAGAUUCUGAAGGAAGGCAAAGCUUCGGCCAGUGAAGCUGUGGAUUGCAAGUGGUACAUCCGAGCCCCGCCACGAUCUAAGAUUUACUUACGUUUCUUGGACUAUGAGAUGCAGAAUUCAAAUGAAUGCAAGAGGAACUUCGUGGCGGUGUAUGACGGGAGCAGCUCGGUGGAGGACUUGAAGGCCAAGUUCUGCAGCACGGUGGCUAAUGACGUGAUGCUGCGCACGGGCCUGGGGGUGAUCCGCAUGUGGGCAGACGAGGGCAGUCGCAACAGCAGGUUUCAGAUGCUCUUCACAUCCUUUCAAGAACCUCCCUGUGAAGGCAACACGUUCUUCUGCCACAGCAACAUGUGUAUUAACAACACGCUUGUCUGCAAUGGUCUCCAGAACUGUGUGUAUCCCUGGGAUGAAAAUCACUGUAAAGAAAAGAGGAAAACCAGCCUGCUGGAUCAGCUGACCAACACCAGUGGGACGGUCAUUGGCGUGACUUCCUGCAUUGUGAUCAUCCUUAUUAUCAUUUCUGUCAUUGUACAGAUCAAACAGCCUCGUAAAAAAUACGUCCAAAGGAAGUCAGACUUUGACCAGACCGUUUUCCAGGAGGUGUUUGAGCCUCCUCACUAUGAGUUAUGCACGCUCAGAGGAACCGGAGCAACGGCUGACUUUCCAGAUGACUUUGAGAGUUACCAUAAACUGCGGAGAUCAUCUUCCAAAUGCAUUCAUGACCAUCACUGUGGAUCCCAACUGUCCAGCGCAAAAGGCAGCCGCAGUAACCUCAGCACAAGGGACGCUUCCAUCUUGGCAGAGAUACCCACCCAGCCAGUCAAGCCCCUCAUCCCACCUGUGAACAGAAGGAACAUCCUGGUCAUGAAACACAACUACUCCCAAGAUGCUGCAGAUGCCUGUGACAUCGAUGAGAUCGAGGAGGUGCCCACCACAAGCCACAGACUAUCCAGACAUGAGAAAUCCGUCCAGCGGUUCUGCCUCAUUGGGUCUCUAAGCAAACACGAAUCUGAAUACAACACAACUAGGGUCUAAAACGAAAACUCAAGCUAAUUUCCUCAAAACUCUUCGAGCCUAUCAACUGUUCUUGAAUUAGGAGAACGCAUCCCAUGCUCUGUAUGAUCUUAAUAAGCUGGUGUGUUUGUUGCAUCUUUUACAUUGGGAAAAAAUGUUUUAACUGUGCUUUAUUUUCAGAGAACUAUUUAUACACACAUGGGGACUGUGGAAAGAGAAUUCUGUAGUGAACUGUGAAAAGUGGACAUAUUUCUAAACUCAUUCCACUGCCUUUACCCAAACUUAAGAGUUACAGACAUGUGUUAUUUCUUCGGCAAGACAUCCCUGCUGCUGCACAAUGAUGUGUCCAUUUCCUAAUUUGGUUGCUGAUCACCAAGUGCUCCUUAGGUUUUAAAUACAUUCUAAGAUUUACGGAAACUUGAAGAAGAAAUUAGUUCCUGAUUUAAGACUACCCCAGCUUUACUUUUACUGUCACUUCCACUUCCAUUUAUGUGUUGUUCACGUCUUUGUUAUAUGAUUGUACCUGUGUGAUCUGUGAAAAAACAAAAACAAAAACCACAACUUUGGGUGAACCUUGUGUUACAUGUACAUUGUUUUCAUUAUAUAGACUGCUUGAGAAUAGUGCGUUCCUGCGUGAUUUUGAACAUGCUGCAAUGAAAAAAAUGGAAAAGUGGAUCAUGGAAACACCAGCUAGAGGUUCAGUGGACUGUACCCACCUGUUGUUUCAUUAUAAUUAAAUGCAGUAAAAAUUAAUGAGUAAAACCUAGAUUGCAAUAAGACAAAUAUCUUCCCCCUUCUCCCUCUGUGUUUCUCUCUGUCUCCCCCUUAUCAUUUCUAUGUACCCCUGAUUUCCUUUUUUUUUAUCAAGGGAAGAUACCGAGUUUCAUAAAUGCCUUCUUGAAAUCAGGUAUUUUACCAUUCACACCCUACAACAGAAUUUUGUUUGAUUAAGCACUUAGUAAUACGACUGAAUUGACAGUUUGAGAAAAUACCCUGCAUGUCAGUACUGGAUAUUUAGGUUGGAAAAAUGCCCUCUUUAUUAGACACAUUGUAAAAAGCAUGCAUUCUCAAAUAUUGCUGUUACUCUUCCAUUUCUUUGUGUCAUAUGCUUGCUACUUGUAACUUUUAUAUAAAUAUAUAUAUAAAAUGUAUAAUAAUUUCCUAAUUUGAGUUAAGAGAAAUCCUUUCUUCUGUUGUAAAAAAAAGCAGAGUUACAUGAGCACAUGAUUUAUUAAUAUCAACUCUUCCCACACUCUAGAUUACAGGAUGUCAUUUAAUAUUGAGGCUUCCCUAAAUAUUUGAUUUCUAACAUCUUAUAAAUUGGUUUGCCUUUUAUAUUAAGAAUCUUCCUAAGUCAAACCUUCAGAAUCAUAGACCAUUUUAUGAUUACACUACACCAUUCUGACUUACCCAAACACACAUGAGCCUUGAUGCUUAAUGGUUAUGAUAAGUUUUAUACAAAAAAUCUAGAACUAAUAGUACAUAUAAGUUCUUUUGAAUUAUAUGCAUCCCUAUAAACACUGGAUGGAUACUUUUGUCAAAUAAUGGAUUUGUAGUAUUCAAAAACUGAUUUUGAAAACUACAAUUAUAGUAAAUUUGCUUUCUCUCUUCAAAAUAAUGAGUUUCUUAAGAAUAAAAUAAUUGGAACCUUCAAAUAGCAAAGAAAUCUGAUCAACUACAAUUUCUGCCAGCAGCUGGAGCAGACUUUAUAGUCUAAAUGGAUAUUCCUUGUCAUAUGUCCCUAUCAGGAGGCCAAUAUUUUAUAUGUUAAAAUAUAAAUGAAAGAAAAUAUCAAGUAAGUGGAGAUAAAGAAAAUUGUGAUAGAAAAACUGAAGGACUAAGCAAUUCUUGAAUUUUGGAAACAUGAUCAACUUGCCUUGCGGAAUACUUGCUGCACAAGGACAUAUGUGCCAGGUGGGUUUGGUAGUCUCCCUGUAAUAGUGGCUCUCUGAAGACAGAGAAGGGUGUUCCCAGGGAAAAGAGUCUAACUCAGUGGUUCUCAACCUGUGCAUCACGACUCUUCUGAGGGUCAAACAACCUUUUCACAGAGGUAGCCAAUUACCGUUGGAAAACACAGAUAUCUACAUCACAAUUCAUAACUGUAGCAAAAUUACAGUUAUGAAGUAGCAACAAAAAAUAAUUUUAUGGUUGAGGGUCACCACAACAUGAGGAACCAUAUUAAAAGAUCACAGAUUUGGGAACGCUGAGAAACACUAGUCUAACUAAAUGAGCUGAAUAGGACAGGUCUGGGUUCAGCAAAAGACCGUUUCCUACUAAACAUAGUUAAGAAGACUAAGUGAGGAAGAUACUCACUGUCAACGUCUGGUCUCCACACACAUGCACUCAUACAUACUUGCACAUGCACACACAGAGACAAACACACACACACACAUGCACACAAACAUCACAUGAAGAUGCAUGUCCAUAAAAAUAAAAUAAUAUUAAAAUGGUAAUUUCUUUGAAUUAAGUUGACAAAUUGUCCAAUUAAAAAAAGAUACUGACAUGAUGAAUACUUUGGUGCAUACUUUGCCCAUGUCACUUAUGAUAAAAUUUGCCUUUUCCUGUUUGGCUGGCCAAUUUAUUUGUUCCUGUAUGUAAUUUUGUGUUCAUUAAUUCAAAUUUGGCAUUUCAAGACUAUCAUUUAAUUUAGUUGUCCUAUUUUGUAUUGUUUAAUCGCUUUAGGAAUCCUUAGUGGAUGGUAUUAUCUUUGAAUGAAUAAUAUUACACUGGAUAUAUAUGACAGGAGUGUUUCAUUAUACAACAAUGGAGAAAAGAAGAUAAAUUAAAUGGAUAAAUCACCACUCACCUGUUAUGUAGAUUUACAGAGUUUCCACUCCUUUCAAGAUCUACAAAAUCCUCCUGAUCUGCUUAUUCUAUGUUUAAGUAUAUUUAAUACCUCAAAUCCACCAAACAACAGACACCUUUUCUAACAUUAAAUUAAAUUAAGCAUAAUAAUAAGGAUGGGUGACUAACAUAUAUUUGAUAUAUAAUUUCUUCAUGGGAAAAUAACUUCUCUUGAAGGAUGGGCCUCCUCUUGGGUGAUGAUCACAUGACCUCCAGGUGUUGACUGUUCAAGGGAGGAGAUGCUGACAUCACUGCCCAGAGUCCUGGAGGCCUGUGAUUGUCCCCAUCAGAGAUGCUACGUACUGAAUCUUGGAAUGUCAGAAUCCAGAAAAUCUACCAAAUGUAUUUUGGAGCUCCCUACAGGUGCCUUCAUAAAACCCAAUCCAAUAUUGAGAUUUGUCAAUAUAUUAAAAAUAUCUAUUAAAUAACUACAUGAAACUUUACCAGUUGAAUAUCAACCUUUGGAAAACCUUCAAAAUGGGUGGUACUUGGAGCAGAAGGAAGGAGUGGUUUAAAACUAUCAAAUUUAACAGUUAACAAUAUUUAUUCACAAAGUUAAUUCAAAUACAUCACUAUGUAAAUCUGGUGAAACUCCUGGUUUUGAUGUAAGUGUUUGUAUUCACCUUUUAGGAUUUUGGUGGCCUUUCAUUUUUACACAGAAUGUCCAUGAAGACCUGAGUUAAGCUUUUUACUUCUCUCGAAGUGCAGUGCAGUUGCUUAACACAAGGUUAAUGCUCUGACUUUUAAUCUGAAUUUUCCACACCUGUUUUCAUACACAUGCAGAUUUUAUGCAUCACUUCACAAAAUAGACGCAAUAUUUGAUUUUUUCACAGCUUAUUUUAGUCAGAUAAUUAAAAUGUGCAGUAAACAUAAUUCAAGAUCAAUGUCAUUUGGUCUUUAAAUGAGAAUCAAUCCUGUCCUGGAGAUGCUGAAUCUUUCAUCUAAUUUUUGUCCUAUUAAAAAUAUUUUAGAGCAUUGAAUAGAUUAAAAAUUCUUCUCAAUAUUUAGAGUUUGGCUUUCAACAUCAUAUGAAUAUCUCUUCAGUUUUGCGUCCCACAGGAAGUCAAGAUUUCCUUACAUGUUACAGGUUUUGUUUCUUUUGUAUUUAAAUCAAGAAUGGAUUUCCCUGAACUCAAAAUAUUAAAGUAAAAAAGCCUGGGUCUCAUCAUCUUUUUAAGGUAACAACAAACAAUGCAAUGGUGUUUGAUAGUGAAAUAAAUGAUGCCAUCUAGUUUGAAUAACUGCAGUUCCCAAAACUAGGGGGUGUGUGUGAAAUAAAAGAACUAUAAAAUUGAUGUGUAUCCUAAAUAAAUACGAUGUGAAUAGUGAGUUUGUUCUCUGUCUGUUGAACAGAAGGGUUAGUUACUAUGCAUACUUUCCUCAAUUAAACCAUUUCUUAUUUUUCACAGCAUGAUGAGAAAAUGCGGCCAAGAAAUCAUUAGAUGGGUAAAAGAACAAAAUAGAUGGAACUUGAGUUAAUUACUAGUUCCUUAUUUCUUUAGUUAACAUUUCUUAUAUCCCCUUUGAAGACUGGAGAAAGAAAACUGCAUGGCAAAAGUAAAGGGAUGUUUUGUUUUUGUUCUUGUUUUUGUUUUAUCAUCAAUCCAACUCAAUAAAUCCAAAGUAACUUUUAACUAAGAAUAAUAACUAUUCAUUUUGUAAUGAAUUUAGAUUGUGCUAAAAUUCCUUUUAACUAAAUUAUACCAUUUGACUAAAUCCAAGGGUGUAACAAAGGCAAGAAAUAUAAGUAAGUAAUGUCAAACACAUAAUUCACUGUUUUCCUUGUGGCACCAGGUUAUGUGCUUUCCUGUGUUUUCUUAAAGAGAAAAUGCUCCCUAACAUCCCUUCAUUUCCUUAUGUUAGGAAACAAAUAAAUAAACACAACUGUCAUCAUGCUUCUGUCAUUUGCUUGGAGGAUUUAGAGAAGUUCCUUAUUCCUGUGAGCCAUUGUGAUCAUACAAUUGCUUUUCUAUUUCGUAGCCAUACAAUUGUGCAGUCAGCUCACUCUUGGUCCUCACCAUCUCCUUCUCUUUAACCAGUGAGCCAUGGUAUUUUCCAACCAUUCAUUGAAAAGUUGUUUGGGGGUUUCUUUUAAUAGUCACAGAUAGUCACUCAAACAAAAAUUAAAGCUGACCAGCAAGUAUGAUGUGUAAGUUAUUUAAAAUAAAAUUAUUCCUUUUAUAUCACAUUAUUAAACUUGUACUCUUUAUUCACUUUCCCUUGAGUUAAACCUUAUAUCAGCAUUGCUAGAUAUUUUUUUGUCUGUGAAAUAUGUAUGCCAAAACCUCUUCUUCAGUACAUUGGGGGUGAAGAUAAUGGUGGAGGUUGGUGGAGGAAUGAUCUUUAAACUGUAGAGGAAAGUUCUAUUCACUUCUUUUUUACCAUGUGGCCCAUCUUGAAACACUAGUUCGAUUUCUCUGGGUCCCUGUCAUCUGUGCAAUAUAAAACAUAAUUGUCUGUAAAGAAAAUGCAGUGCAGAGGAUAGUGUAUAGUCAAGAAGUGAGAAGUUGAAUAUUAGAAUAGUGUUUCCUUAGGGGCACCAGAGGAGCUCUGUGAAGUGUAGGCUUCCUAAGCAGACAGGGAAAAAUUUAUGUUUAGAGUAAUCAGAUAAAAAUACAGGCUGGAAAACCUCUUACUUGAGUUGGAUGGUAAGUAAUGAAAAGUCACAGAAAAUAUAGUUCAAAAAAUAGAUGUAGUUGAUGCUGAGCACAUUGGGUGCUGACCCAAGAGUUUGUCUUUUGUUCAAAGAUGAUGAUCUUAACUACAUUUUGAAAAAGUAUGAUUGGAAACUUCUUUGAAGUCAGUAUAUUUAAUCAGUAGAAUGCAGAAUGGUACAUAGUAACUUCAAUUAAAACAACUGGGAAGUAAGACAUUAAAAGUAAUAGAUAGUCAGAGGAGCAGGAGUAUGUCUUGCCACCCUACUUAUUUUCUACAGUAUGUUAUUUCCAUGGUUAUGGUUAAUGAGAAAAGAUACUGACAAAGUGAAAACACAUGACUAAGUCCCUUCUGAGAGAUUUGUGUGGAAUCUUUUCCUUGGUUAUUGGAAAUGUGAUUCUGUGAAUGAAAGUACCGCAAAUAGUGUAUAUUGUUAGCCAUUGUACUGUCAAGGAAACUGAAGUGGUUUUAUAACUUUUGUAAGAUUGUGUAAGACUGAUGAGUUCAGUUCUCCUACAAAGCUGACUAACUGCUGAGGUGUUUUUCACCAAUGUGCAAAUAUAACUCUGUUAAUUAGUGUACUCCAUCAAGAGAAAUUGAAAAUUACCCAUAUUACCCCCACAAGUUUGUGUUUACUCAUCUGUAAAGUGUGAUUAUAAAAGCUUCUUUUCACAUGAAAGUGUGUAAAGACCAAAUGAUCAUGCACUGGAAGAUAUUUUUUUAUAUUAUAUGAUGCAUUGUAAAAAUAAACCAUUUUUCCUAAA
This is a messenger RNA of Peromyscus californicus insignis, 8525 nucleotides long. It is a transcript of the gene Neto1, whose product is annotated as neuropilin and tolloid like 1. The record is from RefSeq and is a predicted model, not a curated record. Lineage: Eukaryota; Metazoa; Chordata; Mammalia; Rodentia; Cricetidae. Gene Ontology annotation, molecular function: protein binding.